Molecule: messenger RNA, 2217 nt
Organism: Phycodurus eques (leafy seadragon)
Lineage: Eukaryota; Metazoa; Chordata; Actinopteri; Syngnathiformes; Syngnathidae
Gene: cd276
Product: CD276 molecule
Exons: 8
Coding region: 485-1396 (303 amino acids)
Source: RefSeq, a predicted model, not a curated record
AUUUUAGGAGAGAUUCUGUUACAAUAACAGACUGUAGUCACGUGUCAUAUUUAACGACGCUCCGUAAAAAUGAGAUUUACAUGAAGAAAAUGCGUAAGGAGGCUACAGUUAACAGACUACAGUUUUCGACGGAGACACCAAGCAGUUAACCAGAAGGGGGUCGGUACUCGCCCCCUCGAAAUGACAUCACCAUCGGGCAAAGGAGCAAGGGGUGGUUUAAGAAGGGACUCGUCCCAAAUCAAUGGAAAACACCCGCGCACUUUGAUAUAAACCCCGAAAGCGGCAUUAAACCAUCACAACACACCGUUAUCUGCUCGCGUGGCGGAACGAGAGCAAUAACAACAAAACAGAGCUCCUGAAGGCAACACCGACUGUAUUGGAAAGACAACGCCGCCACUUUUGUACCUUUUUUCGUCUUUGUCCUAACAUGCGUCACGCCUGAAGUGGUUCUCCCGCCCUACGUAUCCACCCCGGGAUCACCACGAUGUCCCUGCUCCUGCCCCUGCCCCUGCUGCUGUCUGCCAUGCUGGCCGUCCAAGCUGUCGCUACAAUGGAGGUGUACGUCCCCGACCUACCUGUGGUGGCGCUACACGGCAGGGAUGUCACGUUAAACUGCUCUUUCAGUCCUACCGGUCCCUUCAACGCAUCUGACGUGACAGUUUUCUGGCAGCUGACUGACACCAAGCGUACUGUGUACGGCUACAGCGAAGGACAGCAUCAGCUGGCAGACCAGGCUGAAAGCUUUGUCAACCGCACUGGCCUGUUCCCCCACGAGCUGGGCCUGGGCAACGCCUCGCUGCUGCUGAGGAAGGUGGUAGUGGCUGACGAAGGCAGCUUCACUUGCUUUGUCAGAGUAAAGGAAUACGGCAGCUCUGCUUUGUUUCUGCAGGUAGCCGCUCCUUACUCCAAGCCCAUAGUGACCUUGGAACCGGAAUCCAACCUUCGGCCAGGCGAAGAGGUGGCCCUCACUUGCAUGGCUUACGGAGGCUACCCAGAAGCGGACGUCACGUGGCAGGACGGGGGCGGCCGUAACCUGACCGAGAAUGUCACCACUUCAGUGGUGGCAAACGAGGAGGGUCUGUUCUCCCUGACCAGCGUUCUGACGGUCGUGCUGGAACCCAACAGUACUUACACCUGCCGACUCAUCAACCCGUUGUUGGGGGAGGAGGGGAAUGCCUUUGUCACCAUCACAGGUCAGAACAUCUCGUUCCCCCCUGUGGCACUGUGGGUGACCGUCGGCCUCGCCGUGUGCCUGCUGGUCCUCCUCGUGGCGCUGGCUGCUGUCUGCCGCAGGAAGAUCAAGGAGAGCUGUGAGGAGGCCAGGAGAGAAGCUGAAGAGGCCAAGGAACUAGAAGAAGAAGAGUCAAAGACAGCCAUGACUCUCCUGAAGAGCUAAGGCGAAAGACAACAAGGGAGGUGUCGCCGGGCAGCAGAUUUGAGAAAAGUCUGCCGGCCAUAAUCCCACUCCAGCCAACAGAAUCCCUCAAGGUGCUGACUGUUGCCCGAGUGGAAGACGAGUCCAUCAUCAUCAACGUGAAGCUCCCUUGAAUGUCCGUCAACACACGCCAUUAUGUACUUGUGUCCCUCCCAGCGUUUUUUUUUUUCCUUUUUUAUCAAUGGAAGACUACCACCAGCCAGUGCGAAUGCAUUACAGUGGGUCCUUGCAAUGCAAAAGACUGAAGAACUCAUCUUUUUAAAACAUGUCAAUUCUAUUUGAAGUUGCCUUCCUCGCCAGAAACGAGCCGAUCUCCGUCAUUAGUCCCAUGCUCGUUAAUUAGCGUCUGUUGCCCAGGUAACUGCUAUCUGUCAGCGUCUGCUCCCCGUCCCCCCUCUGCUAUCUCCUGGAACUAGAGGUGAUUGUAAUUGAAUGCCGGCUAAGCUCCAGUAAACUGCAAAUGGUGCAUGGGACACACCCCGGCAACCUUAUAUAAUGCAUUGUUUUCAAUGAAUACCGUGUGGGAUGCUUGAUUUUGUGCGUAAGCUGUAUGGAGGAUCGCAUUACAGGUGCAAGAGUUUACGAGUCUCCGUGCCAAAGGUUCGAGUAUGAAUGCCGAAAUCGUGCCUAUUUGCAUUAAAGACACACAGCGAAAAAAACUCUUUUUCAUUUGUGGUUCUGUAUCCAAACUCAUGAGUAACUCUUUUUAUUUUUUUCCCCUGCACUGAGCUGUGAGGCGGAUGUGCUAACCAGUCGUCCACCGUGCCGCCCAUGUUAAAAAA